Molecule: messenger RNA, 772 nt
Organism: Ostrea edulis (European flat oyster)
Lineage: Eukaryota; Metazoa; Mollusca; Bivalvia; Ostreida; Ostreidae
Product: ASNSD1 upstream open reading frame protein-like
Exons: 4
Coding region: 309-593 (94 amino acids)
Source: RefSeq, a predicted model, not a curated record
UUUUUGCGUUAUAUUGCAGAAGAUGUAUCCGGUUUAAAUUUUCCCCCUGGCCUGUGAUGUUUUGAGUGACCUUGUCCUUAACAAACUUCUUUGACAGGAAUCUAGGGAAUCAACAUGUGGAUGUAUUUUCUUUGACUGUCCAUGGAUAAGGGUAGUUAUGUUUAAGCCCCCACCCCGGGCUUUUGACGUAUUUUUAAAGAAAUUCCUAAUUGCCGUUUCAGUACCGUAUUUGGGUUACACUUUUUACAAACUACACCAAGUGAUUGAAGUCAGAAAAGAAAGAAGACGACUAAAAGAAAUAGCAGAGAAUGGAGAAUCGCAACUUAAAGUUCCAAGAACAGAAGAUUUUAGAGACCGAAUUAACCAGCUUGAAGAAAGGAGCAAGAGUAUACCAGCAACAGCAAAACAGUAAUGUUUUCUUCUUGUCAAAGAGAGAGGACAUCCUAAAGGAAAGCAAGCAAACUUUGGAAAAUCUUUGCAAAGAGUACAAGUCUCUGGAAAAAUCUGAAGAAGAGAGCACCUCAAAUGUCGAAUCUGAGAUAGGCACAGAAAGCACCUCAAAUAUCGAGCCUGAGAUGGACAAAGGAAACUAAGACUAUUCUGUUGAUUUUACAUUUGACAUUUUAUAAAUUAUUCAUUGAAAUCAUGAAAUGUACAUAUCGUGCUCAUCAAAGAAUUCAUUCAGAAAUACAGUGUAUACCCGAUGUCUUUACUACAUAGUUUUAUAUCAUGCUGGGUCUUUAGUUAUCCAGAUUAAAGAUGCCAAAGUUUG